Molecule: messenger RNA, 2061 nt
Organism: Lodderomyces theae
Lineage: Eukaryota; Fungi; Ascomycota; Pichiomycetes; Serinales; Debaryomycetaceae
Product: MS4A18
Exons: 1
Coding region: 1-2061 (686 amino acids)
Source: RefSeq, a predicted model, not a curated record
AUGAAGUUAUCAAAGAUAGUUGCACUCUCAACCUUGGUUGCUACCGGUUAUGGAUUUGGUUUCAAUCGUCGCGACACAACGUCUGAUGUGUCGUCAUUACCCACUGGUUUGACUUAUGGUACUGCAAGCGGUUCUGUGCCACCUGUUUCCUUGCCAUCUCCGAUCUCGAGUGAUGCAAUUCCAUCGGAUUCACUUCCAUCAUCUAUUCCCGGUUCUAUUCCACCAGUAUCCUUGCCAUCGCCAAUCUCAAGCUCCUAUCCACCAGGCUAUUUCCCAUUAGCACUCUCUGAUUCCAUUCCACCAGUUUCCUUACCUUCACCUAUCUCAAGUGAUUCCAUUCCACCAGUUUCCUUACCUUCACCUAUUUCAAGUGAUUCUGUACCACCAGUUUCUUUACCUUCACCUAUUUCAAGUGAUUCUGUACCACCAGUUUCCUUACCUUCUCCUAUUUCAAGUGAUCUGGUCUCAUCUGUACUUUUGCCAACUACAACUUCUGGUGACACCAGUCCACCAGUCUCAUCGCCUUCGCCUGUUACGGUAUCGCUGAGCACAACACCUACUGUAUCACUUCCAACGGUAUCAUUUAGUGACUCAGUUGAGUCGUCAAGUACAACAUCUGAGAGUGACAGUUAUUCAUCCUCAUCAAGCUCAGACGCGUAUUCAUCCUCACUGGAUGAGAUCACAACCACCAUUACAACUACUGAGAUCACAACCACCACCUGCCAUAAUGAUGACUGCCACACCGUCACCAUUACUACUGGCGUCACAACCAUCACCGAGACUGGUACCACGUACACCACGUGGUGUCCGAUUGAAACUGAGACAAUAACAGUCCCGUCCACUACAAUCGAAACUACUUGUAUCACAAUCACUGAAUGUGACCACCACGGCUGUUCAACCAAACCAGUCACGACUGGAGUGACAACAAUAACAGAGAUUGAAACAACUUAUACCACGUGGUGCCCCAUCCCCACAGAAACCGUCACAAUUCCAGAGACAACCAUUGUAACAAUCACUGAAUGCAAGUAUGAUUAUUGUACCACAAAGCCUGUUACUACUGGGGUCACGACUAUUACCGAUGUUGAAACAACUUAUGUGACUUGGUGCCCAUUGCCAACUGAAACUGUAACUGUGCCAGAAACAACAGUUGUUACAAUCACAAAAUGUGAAAAUGAUGUUUGUACAACGGCCCCAGUAACUACUGGUGUAACUACAAUUACUGAAGUUGAAACAACCUACACCACUUGGUGCCCAUUGCCUAUUGAGACGGUUACAGUUCCAACUACAACUAUAAUCACUAUGACCUGGUGUGAGUAUGGUGAAUGUACCACAGCCAAAGUCACCACGGGUGUAACUACAAUUGCCGAUCAUUGGACAACGUACACCACCUGGUGUCCAAUCACGACCUCAACAACCUCUUUGCAACCACCACCACCACCACCAAUUUCUUCAUCUGCACCUCCACCACCACCACCCCCGGCACCGUAUGAAACUACUGAGACGGAAAUCAUAGCUACUACAAUCACCAUCACUUCUUGUACUGAUUACCAUUGUGUUCCCGUUGUAAUCACCACUGGUGUGACAACUCACACCGAGUAUGAUACUACGUACACAACAUAUUGUCCCUUACCAGACGAGACUACAUACACCUAUCACUCGUCAGAUAACACCACAGUUCCACUCCCCUCAGACGAAACUACAGUCACUAUUGAUCCAACAGAGGAAUCUACAAUCUCAAUAUCAACCGUUGAUCCAUCGUCUGGUUCAGAAACUUUCUCCACGUUCCUUUCGGAUGGAGACUCAACGGACUCAUCUGUUGUCAGUGGAAUUUCAAAGGGAAUCACAUCAAGUCUGGACACGUUUAGCGAUACAACUACGUGGGACACGUUUGAGACACCAUCCAGUGAAUCUGGCAUCUUUACAAUCUUGCCAAUCUCUGAAUCCAGUGGUAUUGUAGCUAGGGAGGUGGACAAGGACGUUUCAGCGAUAUCAAAUUCCGGGUCUUAUAACAAGUUGUCAGUGUUUGUGGGAAUUUUGGCCAUAUGUUUCUUGAUGAUUUGA